Linum trigynum is the source of this 3213-nucleotide messenger RNA. The record is from the annotation of a GenBank genome assembly. Lineage: Eukaryota; Viridiplantae; Streptophyta; Magnoliopsida; Malpighiales; Linaceae.
UCACUCAUGAUAUUUUUGUCUCUAGAGAUGUGCAGUUCUAUGAAAAUGUAUUCCCAUUUAAAGACCAAAACCAAAACCAGAACCAGACCUCUCCCUAUGCCAAUCCAAUUGACCCUACCAUUUUUGAUGAUUUUAGUCCUACCUAUCAACAACCUUCAACCAAUCCAGAACCCUUCCUCAAUGAUCUUCACUUUGAUUCAGGAGAUGAAAACUCCCCUCCUGAUUCUCCCACAGAAUCUCCACCACCUUCCCCUCCACCACCUUUCCCUACCAGAAAAUCCAACAGAACUAAAAGACCGCCUACUCACCUUCAACAAUACCAUUGCAACCUGCUUCAUCAGCUUUCUUCCACCAGUCAUCCAAGUCAGCAGCAGACUCCAGGUAUCACCUACCCCCUAUCUUCUGUCUUGGAUUAUUCUACUCUCUCACACAACCAUCAGAAUUUUGUGUUGAACAUUUCUUCUCACAAAGAACCACAAACUUACAAAGAGGCCUGUCAGUAUCCUGAAUGGAAUGAAGCAAUGCCAGUUGAAACUACUGCCCUUGAGGCCAAUCAGACUUGGGAUGUUGUUGAACUCCCUCCUGGUAAAAGACCAGUAGGUAACAAGUGGGUUUACAAAAACAAGCAUCUUUCUGAUGGAAGUUUAGAAAGACAAAAAGCUAGGCUUGUUGCUAAGGGUUACAGCCAACAGGAAGGAGUUGAUUAUCAAGACACAUUUGCUCCAGUGGUUAAAAUGACAACCAUUCGUCUCUUUCUAGCCAUUGCUGCUGCUCAGGAUUGGCAUGUUCACCAACUAGAUGUGAACAAUGCCUUCCUUCAUGGUGAUCUAGACCAGGAAGUAUACAUGAUGCUUCCCCCUGGUUACAAUCCUCCACCUGGCUUCAAAAACCCUGUGUGCCGCCUAAAAAAGUCUAUCUAUGGUCUCAAACAGGCAUCACGCCAGUGGUUCACUAAGCUUGCUGAUAAGCUACAGUCUCAGGGCUAUAUGCCUAGCAAGGUUGAUCAUUCACUUUUCUACAAAUCAUCAGGUUCCUCCUAUACCUGUAUCUUAAUUUAUGUUGAUGAUUUGGUCAUUGGAGGCAACAAUUUAGCAGACAUUCAUCAGCUCAAGUCUUUCCUUCAUCAAACAUUCAGUAUAAAAGACUUAGGCAAACUCAAAUUCUUUCUGGGAAUUGAAGUUGCAAGAAGCAGCAAAGGCAUUCACAUUUCACAGAGAAAAUAUACACUUGAAAUCCUUGAUGAAGUUGAUCUCAUUCAUUCCAGACCUGCUACUACACCUGUGGACUACAAGGUUCAUCUAUCUGUUGAACACAAUGAUCCCUAUCAUGAUCCUGAAGAGUACAGGAAAUUGGUUGGAAAAUUGAUCUACCUCAUCACCACUCGCCCUGACAUCAGCUAUGCUACACAACAAGUCAGUCAAUACAUGGUUAAUCCAAACAAUGAUCACUUCAAAGCAGUUGUUCGAAUCCUUCGUUACCUGAAGACUGCGCCUUCCAGUGGCCUGUUCUUCUCUGCUGAUUCUCCUCUUCAUUUGAAAGCCUUCAUCGAUUCCGACUGGGCUGCCUGUGUUGAUACAAGGCGCUCUGUCACUGGAUACUGCGUCUAUCUUGGUGAUUCUCUUGUCUCGUGGAAGAGCAAGAAGCAAACCACCAUUUCCCGAUCUUCUUGCGAGGCUGAAUAUCGUGCUCUGGCUUACACCACCUGUGAGCUCCAAUGGCUGCUUUACUUGCUUCAAGAUUUUCAGAUUUCUAAUCCACAGCCUGCAACCCUCUACUGUGACAACCAGUCCGCGAUCUACAUCGCCGAAAAUCCAACUUUUCAUGAACGGACAAAGCACAUCGAGCUCGACUGUCACUUUGUCCGCGAAAAGCUACUCAAUCGCACCAUCAAAGUACUCCAUGUCUCUUCAAGUCAUCAAUUGACUGACCUCUUCACCAAAGCUCUCUCCCCAGCACCUUUCUCCUUCAUGCUCUCCAAGCUCGACGUCCUCAAACUUGUUAAAACUUCUCUUUUCCUUUUUCGGCUGUACUUGCUUUUCUUCCAAGCCUUGUCUUCUUACCUUGUUUUGUAAGGUUUCUGUACUGAUUCACCAGCUAUAUAAGCUGUGAAAUGAAAUGAGAAAGGCAGGGCUUUAGGAUUUGCUUGAUCCAUAACGUUGUUACCCACCUUCAGACGGGAUGACAAGGAACACAUCACACAAAUAUUACCACCUAUUAUUUAUUUUUUCCUCAAACUCAAACCUACUAUAAGAGGAUGAUCGAGUAAUUAUUUUGUUCCAACUUCCAAGGGUUUCCCACUCGUCUUAUCGUAUGUAGUAGUAGUACAGGUAGAUCGAAGAUUCCUAAGUUCGGGGGUGUCGCACAAAAGCAAUUCCCCAAUCAAGAAUUAAUGGAGAAUUUUAUGAAUGAAUAUAAGAUAAUUAAGUAUAUUACAAAAUUAGCAAAUGGUACAAUCACAACAAUUCCUGCCAUGUUAUAUAUAAAAUAAAAUGGAUGUUGUUAGAAUUCGUCAACUUUGUAAUACGGAUCGCAAUGGGAUCUUGUGCUCGUUCACACUCUACCUACCACAAUCGAUUCAUCAUGGAAUCCUGCUUUUAGUGCCUUUGUAUAAAUAAUGUAUUAUUAAACGGUUGAUUUUCUUGCAUUUGCCGGACAUUUCCGGGUAUCUCCAAGUUUAUCAUGGUUGAUCAUUACCCGAAAAAAUAUUUUGGACAUGUCAUUAGCAAGUGCCUGUCUUUAUCUCAUCUGUCUAAUCUCUGGUUUGCGAAACCCAAGUCAUACCGAAUUUGUUUCUACUUUUUUUUCUUAUGAAGGGAAUUUGUUUCUACUUUCUAGUACGAUUAUGAUCCGAUCGUUCUGUAUUGAUAAAAUAUCACGUUUUGAAAUAAUAUUUUUUUUUUCAAAAAAUUGUGCUGGAAAAAAUAGGCUACCGAACCUAAGUAAUACAAACUAUAUAGGAAUAAAAUUGUAAAUAAUUUUCACAUUAAUUCACAUUUGUCUUAUUUGUUAUUAUAUUGAAGAUUUAGAUCAUUUCAACAAGUCAGAUGAUUAAAACAAUAAUUAUAUUAUGUACAGAUCAAGAAUAUAUAUGCGAAAUCGAAUAUUACUAACAUACAAUUUAUCUAAAAUUAAAUGGUCUAAACUAAUACCCCAAAAAUGGGGAAAUAGAAUCAACCAAUGCUCUACUGUUCAAAAUAAAGAUUUAGACAAAUG